AAUAAACACUAAUUUAAUCAAAAUAAAUUUCAAAAAAAGUAAAAUAAAAUAUAUUUAAUUUUUCUUAAUAUGUAUGAAAUAGAUAAAAUAUCAUUAAAAACAACACAGAGGGACAAAAAUGUAAAAUGUGAUAUACUUCAGUUUCCCCUAUAAGUACACUUCCCUCUCAGACAUUCAAACCCAAACUCGAAGAAAAAACAAAGCAAGCAACUUUGAUUUGUAAUGAAGAAGAACGCAUCCAGUUCAUCGUUCGGUCCAGGUGGGUUGGAUCUCACAAGCGCCUUUUUCAAACCCAUCCUCAACUCCGAUCCUCCUAUCCCUUCCAACCGCUGCACCAAAAUCUCCGUCGUCGGCGUCGGAAACGUCGGAAUGGCCAUCGCUCAAACCAUCCUCACUCAAGAUCUCGCAGACGAGAUCGCACUCGUUGACGCUAACCCUGAUAAGCUUCGAGGCGAGAUGCUCGAUCUCCAGCACGCCGCUGCUUUCCUCCCCCGCACUAGAUUCACCGCUUCCGUUGACUACAACAUCACCGCAGGAUCCGAUCUAUGCAUCGUCACCGCCGGUGCAAGACAGAAUCCGGGGGAGUCCAGGCUCAAUCUCCUUCAGAGAAAUGUAGCUAUCUUCCGCCAGAUCAUCCCUCCACUAGCGAAGCUAUCUCCUAAUUCAAUCUUACUCAUCGUCUCCAAUCCCGUUGAUGUCUUGACCUACGUGGCGUGGAAGCUCUCCGGUUUUCCCGUGAAUCGAGUGCUUGGGUCUGGUACUAAUCUUGACUCGUCUCGGUUCAGAUUCUUGAUCGCAGAUCAUCUCGACGUUAAUGCCCAGGAUGUGCAGGCAUUCAUCGUGGGAGAGCAUGGGGAUAGCUCGGUGGCAUUGUGGUCAAGCAUAAGUGUGGGAGGCAUCCCUUUGCUAAGCUUUUUGGAGAAGCAACAGAUAGCUUAUGAGAAACAAAACCUUGAGGACAUUCACCAGACCGUCGUUGGCAGUGCCUAUGAAGUUAUUAAACUCAAGGGCUACACUUCAUGGGCCAUUGGCUACUCUGUUGCCAACCUGGCUCGCACCAUCCUCCGAGACCAGCGUAAGAUCCAUCCAGUCACGGUACUUGCUCGUGGCUUUUAUGGUGUUGAGGGCGGUGACGUAUUCCUCAGUCUCCCGGCUCUGCUUGGACGUAACGGUGUGGUGGCUGUGACUAAUGUGCAUAUGACUGAUGAAGAGGCUGAGAAGCUGCAGAAAUCGGCGAAGACUAUAUUGGAGAUGCAAAGCCAGUUGGGACUUUGAACAUCAUCUCUCCAUCUGCUUCAUUUUUUUAAAAACAACUUUUUGUUUUGUUAUGAUUAAUAAUCAUCAAUCAUCACACGGAUGUUGGUGUCGAAGUUUUAUCUCUAUAUCACUAUAUCUUAUGUAAAUGCGUGGUUAUAAAGAAUGAUUCCGAGUUUUGAAUUCUA
Brassica rapa (field mustard) is the source of this 1442-nucleotide messenger RNA. Its product is annotated as L-lactate dehydrogenase B. The record is from RefSeq and is a predicted model, not a curated record. Gene Ontology annotation, cellular component: cytoplasm. Gene Ontology annotation, molecular function: L-lactate dehydrogenase (NAD+) activity. Gene Ontology annotation, biological process: lactate metabolic process; pyruvate metabolic process. Lineage: Eukaryota; Viridiplantae; Streptophyta; Magnoliopsida; Brassicales; Brassicaceae.